Messenger RNA from Pectinophora gossypiella (pink bollworm), 1552 nucleotides. RefSeq lists its product as uncharacterized. The record is from RefSeq and is a predicted model, not a curated record. The transcript has 3 exons. Bases 77 to 538 code for a protein of 153 amino acids. NCBI's taxonomy places the organism in Eukaryota, Metazoa, Arthropoda, Insecta, Lepidoptera, Gelechiidae.
UCCGAGCAGCAACAGGUCGCGCUCCACAGAGAUCGAUAGGGAGGCUGGCGCAUGCGCGCUGCAUUCUCCAGACACCAUGCGCUCUCUGCUCCUCUUCACGCUGUCAUUCCUCGCACCAGAGUCGGAAUGCGACCUCCUCCGAGACAGCGUGCAUGUGACGUCAGCGGCAGCGCGGCCCAACAACGAGCUGUGGUGCUACAAGUGCCAUGCCGAUGUACCAGAAGACGACUGCGCGAACCUACGCCAGAACAGCUCCGCGCUCAUACAUAAAUGCCAUAAUGAUCGACGGAUGUGCAUGGUGAAGCGGUUCUCUUACACGACGUCGACGGAAAACUCGACAACUAGCCUCAAAAUGUGGGCUCUGGAGCGCAACUGCACGAAGCACUGCGAGCCGGGUUGCAUCGUCAUCGGCGAGAGGACGAAACUAUACGCCUGCACGUCCUGCUGCACUGGCUCGCUCUGCAACUUCGGCUCCGACGCCACAAGGCUCGUCACCAGCCUCCUACCACUCCUCAUCGCCACCAUCAUCACCUUAUGAUCCAUUUAAGAUACUUUAGAAGCGUAACAGAGCUCUGACCAAUGACGAUUCGAUCGCACUUCCUAUUUGAUUCUAAAGAAAAUAAUUUAUAGUUGAUAGCGCGUGUGGUAGACCUGCUCCAAGCCUUAUAGAGAUAAUAAAGCAGUUAAUCUACCCCCAAGCUCAUCAUCAUCACCAUUGGCCUUAUACGUCUAUAUCGGACGAAUUAAUCAAAGUCACUUUUUUUCAUGACGCCAAUACUAGAGCGUCUCAAUGAACAAAGUUAAACUUCCAAACCUCGCUCGAGUUUCCUAUAUCAAUUUUUCUCUCAAAAUAUCAAUACGAGUAUAAAAUUUUACGCUCUUCGCUUCUAGAGGUAGAAAUAGCAACUAGUAUGAUAAGUAUGACUGAAAGUCGAGUGAUAACGGGGAUGUGGAAUCAAAUCAGUGUCAAAUAGUUCUAUCAUGAUAUUUGUAAACUCUAUUCACAGAUAGAGAUUACCACGUGUUACCCUUAUUGUGGCAACUGGGAAAUUGAACACCUGUUUGCCACCAGAAAUGGCCAAAUAGUUUUAUUCCUUAUUGCCGCUCAUAGAUUAUAGGCAGAAUAGAAGUUUCUUAAUUGGUUUUAGGUAUUCUGAAUGCUGACACCUAAGUCAUAAUCUCAUCAUGUACCUACCCACUAUAUAACUCUGUCACAUUAACAUGCUUGACAUUAUCGUGGGACUUUGGGUUCAAUUGUCAAACAAAUUUCAUGUGACAUAGUACUAAAGUAUACCUAUGUAGGUAAAGAAUAUACUAAGCCACCGGCAAAGAGAUCUCUUAUUAUUCUCAUAUUUUCAUUUAAAUCGCUCAAUCAAAUUAAUAAUUCUUUUUUUCAGUUAUUUAGAGUAAUAUUCUGCCGUUGUAGUAGCUAUAGGUCCAACGUUUUUUGUUAGGCUGACUCACAUAAAAUUAAUUGCCUACCUAGGUAGUAGGUACCUACUUUAAAUAAAUUACUUACUUAUUUAUUAUUCUUCAAAAAUAAUAGUUAACA